Messenger RNA from Mesocricetus auratus (golden hamster), 1055 nucleotides. Its product is annotated as src kinase-associated phosphoprotein 2-like. Gene Ontology annotation, cellular component: cytoplasm; plasma membrane. The coding region runs from base 20 to 1006 and encodes 328 amino acids. Gene Ontology annotation, molecular function: protein binding. Lineage: Eukaryota; Metazoa; Chordata; Mammalia; Rodentia; Cricetidae. The transcript has a single exon. The record is from RefSeq and is a predicted model, not a curated record.
CUAGGUCCCAGCCACGGCCAUGCCCAACCCCAGCAGCACGUCCUGUCCCGGCCCCCUCCCUGAGGAAAUUAGGAACCUGCUGGCAGAUGUUGAAACAUUUGUAGCAGACACACUGAAAGGGGAAAAUUUAUCCAAGAAAGCAAAGGAAAAGAGAGAAUCUCUCAUUAAGAAGAUAAAAGAUGUAAAAUCUAUCUAUCUUCAGGAAUUUCAAGACAAAUGUGAUGCUGAUGAGGGAGAUGAAUAUGAUGAUCCUUUUGCUGGGCCUCCAGACACUAUUUCCUUAGCCUCAGAACGCUACGAUAAAGAUGACGAUGGCCCUUCUGAUGGAAACCAGUUUCCUCUGAUUGCAGCCCAGGACCUUCCUUUUGUCCUAAAGGCUGGCUACCUGGAAAAACGUAGAAAAGAUCACAGCUUCCUGGGGUUUGAAUGGCAGAAACAGUGGUGUGCUCUCAGCAAAACCGUCUUCUAUUAUUACGGGAGUGAUAAAGACAAACAACAGAAAGGUGAAUUUGCAAUAGAGGGCUAUGAUGUCAGAAUGAAUAACACCCUCAGAAAGGAUGGAAAGAAAGAUUGCUGUUUUGAAAUCUGUGCUCCUGAUAAACGUGUCUAUCAGUUUACAGCAGCUUCUCCCAAAGAUGCUGAGGAAUGGGUCCAGCAGCUGAAAUUUAUAUUACAAGACAUGGGAUCGGAUGUGAUUCCAGAGGAUGAUGACAAAAGAGGAGAAUUAUAUGAUGACGUCGAUUCGGGGAAGAUGGACGAGCAAGGGAAGGGGAGUCAGGACAGCACACACCACACCUCCGGAGAUAGAAGCACUGAUUAUGCUCAUUUUUACCAGGGUCUGUGGGACUGUACUGGAUCCUUUUCUGACGAGUUGUCCUUUAAGCGUGGUGAUGUGAUUUACAUCCUUAGCAAGGAAUACAAUAGAUAUGGCUGGUGGGUAGGAGAAAUGAAGGGAGCCAUUGGCUUGGUGCCUAAAGCCUACGUAAUGGAGAUGUAUGAUAUUUGAGAGUCUGAGAAAGUCUUCUGUCAGUCUGCAAGAGCUCUGGAUUUGGAAA